This is a messenger RNA of Nelumbo nucifera (sacred lotus), 3154 nucleotides long. RefSeq lists its product as uncharacterized. NCBI's taxonomy places the organism in Eukaryota, Viridiplantae, Streptophyta, Magnoliopsida, Proteales, Nelumbonaceae. Gene Ontology annotation, biological process: lipid metabolic process. The record is from RefSeq and is a predicted model, not a curated record.
CUACCUUUCGUCUGAGUACUUUUGUCCUCAAACAAACACAACACAAAUCCACCACCACUGAAAGUAUACAUAUUAAUAUUAGCAUAGAAAGUGACAAACGAAGAAGGCAGAGCCGCAAGGGGGGGCGGGAGGGGGUUGUUUUCGCCACGUCCGGUGGGUAUUGCCUACUCGCUUUUGCCUGUUGGGUAUUCGACGAAAUUUUCUAAUGUGUGAGUACAGUGUAUAAAAUAAUCAGAGGGGAACCGCGGUACCAGGAGAAGGAGGGAAGAGGGAGAAAGAGAAAGGAGAAAACGACCGACAUCGCGCGCUUGGUCAGCCACUGUUGACACGUGGAAUUCCGGUCCCGCUCAAACCGACUUCAUCCUUAAGGGAGGUAUCGCCAUUCCCUCCCUCUUUUCUCGGGGAAAUCUUCUGAUCUUCCUCUGUUUCCGUCUGUCUUCGCGCUUCCCUUCUUCGAAUGUGAGAUUUUUUUUUCAAUUGGGGUGUUUUGUUAUCCAAGCUGACGAUGCAGCGACUUGUUGAUCACGGCCUCGCAGUCACCAAAGAGUCAGUCAAGACAUUUACAUAUGAAUCUUUGAACAAUAUAGUGCGGCUGAUAAAUGGAAUUUCAGCACUUCUGCUGGUAAUAUUGCCAGGAAAAGCCACUAUUCUUGAAGGUAUCCAUGGCUGGGAACUCAGACCAACUUUUCGUGGACCUCGACUUCCCCGUUGGAUGGAAAAUGGUGUCUCUUCCUUCAACCAAUUCAUUCAUGAACUUUCCAUGGAUUCUGGUGCUUCAUCAACCAUGGAUUACUCAUCUGGAGAAGAAGAUAGUGAUGAUAACAUGCAUUCCAUAUCUCCCUUAUCCCAGGCUUCACGUGCAUCCCGAACAACUAGUUUCUCCAAGUAUGAUAGACGUCAAGCACGCUGGAUCAAGCGCUUAUUUUCAUGGAUCUUUUGGCCUGUAACGUUUCUUCUUGGGUUGCCUUUUCAUCUUUAUCGUUUAUUUCGGACAACCUCUAGCUCCACUCGAGGCCACCACCCAUCACAUUUACACACUACCAAGAAAUCAAACCUCCUUAAGGACCAGAUUUUUCAGCGAACCACAGACAGGCGGCGUGGGGUUGUUGAGGACCUUCAACUAGCAAUUGAGAUCUCCAUAGAAGCCAUCUUUGACAUUUUCCACAAGGCAGCACAUUGUCUACUUUCCCCAUCAGAAGCCUUCAGAAUAUUAUUUAAUUGGUUUUCUACCAGGGAUAGUAGCAGUGAACAUGUAAUUUCUGGUGGUUUAGAUGCAUCUGUUCCCACAGCUACCCUUGGAGAAAAUGAUCCUACACCUACCGAAAGGCAUGUCACUCUCCAUCAGUCUCUAAAUACAGAUGCACGGACAUGCCAAGAUGUCAUAACUGAGCUUGGAUACCCAUAUGAAGCUAUUCGCUUGGUUACUUCUGAUGGCUACGUCCUUCAUUUGGAAAGGAUUCCAAGGCGCGAUUCUCGGAAAGUAGUAUAUCUACAACAUGGGAUAUUGGAUUCGUCCAUGGGCUGGGUGUCCAAUGGAGUUGUUGGCUCUCCUGCAUUUGCAGCAUUUGAUCAGGGUUAUGAUGUCUUCCUCGGGAACUUUCGCGGUUUGGUUUCCAGGGAACAUGUUGACAAGAAUAUUUCCUCUCGAUGUUAUUGGAGAUACUCGGUCAAUGAGCAUGGGACGCAGGAUAUACCUGCAAUGAUAGAGAAGAUCCAUGAAAUUAAAACCUCCGAACUGAAGAGUAGCCAAUCCAGUCUUGAAGAAGAAACCAGUAAGGAUCAGCCUUACAAACUUUGUGCGAUCUGCCAUAGUUUGGGAGGGGCAGCUAUAUUGAUGUAUGCAAUAACACGCCGGAUUGAAGAGAAACCCCAUAGGCUAUCAAGGUUGAUUCUGUUAUCACCUGCGGGCUUCCAUGGUGACUCCAACAUAGUAUUUACAAUAUUAGAAAACCUAUUUCUCAGGUUGGCUCCAAUAUUGGCACCCCUUGUGCCAGGAAUAUACAUACCAACCAAAUUCUUCCGGAUGUUACUGAACAAGUUGGCCAGGGACUUCCACAACUACCCAGCCCUGGGAGGUCUGGUUCAGACUCUCAUGAGUUAUGUCGUGGGUGGUGACAGCUCAAAUUGGGUGGGGGUGUUAGGGUUGCCUCACUACAACGUGUAUGACAUGCCUGGAGUGUCCUUUUAUGUUGCUCUUCACUUAGCACAGAUGAAGCAUGCAGGGAAGUUCAUAAUGUAUGAUUAUGGGAGCCCAGCUGCCAACAUGAGAGUAUAUGGAUCCCCUGAGCCCUUGGAUCUAGGUGAGUACUAUGGGCUCAUUGAUGUGCCUGUUGAUCUUGUUGCUGGGAGAAAGGAUAAGGUGAUAGAAUCAUCCAUGGUUAAGAAACAUUAUAAAUUGAUGAACAAUUCAGGCGUGGAGGUCUCAUUCAAGGAGUUUGAAUAUGCCCAUUUGGAUUUCACAUUCUCUCACCGGGAAGAACUCUUGGCCUAUGUCAUGUCACAACUGAUGCUUGUUGCGCCCGCACCCAAACAGCAGAGCACUCAGAAACAGAAAGCCACGAAAUUGAAGAAAAAAGAUGUGAAUGGACCACCCAAUGAAAGAUAAUGUCUAGAAAACGCUUGUCAACAUGGAAAGUGCAGAAGCUGAGGAGGAUUAAGCCCCCCUGGCGUAUCUACUGUUUGGUGCAUAAAAAAAAAAAUGGUAUGUUUGUUUUAAGUUUAUACUCAACCGGUGUAUACAAAUUUACCCCAGUGUGGUCGAUAGUUACUUGGGUUUAUGUCUCUUUAUCCAUUUCCCUCAUCCUUGCAGAGAGGUACAACAGUUAGAAGAAUGUACCUGUUAAGGUCACCAACCAUAACCAGGUCAUACUUGUAAUAGAGAGUUGUACACGCACUGAUGAAAAUAGUUUGUAUAUUCUCACAGGAAAGAAACUGAAAGGUCAUAAGAGUAUAUAGUUGUAUCACUGCGUGGUGAAAACCGAACAUUCAUUUAGGUUAUUAUCUUUUGUUUUUUGGUGAGUCAUUUAGGCUAUAUUUUUGGUACUUUUGUUUAGUUUCUAUCAAAACAAACACAGCCUUAAGAGGUUAUAUAAUGCAUUAAUGCAAGAAUGUAAUUUGAUGUACAUUUGGUACAAGUACAACUGUUCCAUUUAUA